Molecule: messenger RNA, 4192 nt
Organism: Scaptodrosophila lebanonensis
Lineage: Eukaryota; Metazoa; Arthropoda; Insecta; Diptera; Drosophilidae
Gene: msl-1
Product: protein male-specific lethal-1
Exons: 2
Coding region: 224-3403 (1059 amino acids)
Cellular component (GO): MSL complex
Source: RefSeq, a predicted model, not a curated record
GUGCAAUCCAUAAACAUGUCAAAUUUGUGCACAAACACAUUUUUCUGGGAAAAGCGAUAGAAGAAAAAAAUUAAGUGUGGUGAAAAGACGAUUUACGCAUUUUACUGUAGUAUCAGCUGCGGCUGUAGAAGUUGUCGUGGUGGAAGCGUGUGUGCGCGAAACAAACAAAACAAAUACCGAAUUAUGAUAUUUUAAGCGUUCGCAGAUAAUAAUUGAAUAAGCAAUGGAUAAGCGAUUUAAAUGGGGUCUCAAUCAUCCAUAUUAUUCUGCACGAGCAUGCGCCGGCCCUGGUGAUUACUACUAUCCUAAACAUGCAAACAAGAAUUAUAUACGCCAGCAUCACAGCCACAGCAAGCACGACACAUCCGGCAGUAAAAACUAUUACUAUAAGCCGCCACGUCCUAAUGCUCAUGGUCUUGCCAGUAUUGGAGCUGCUGGUGCAAUCGCGCCUCCGGCUCCAGGCAAUACCGCCACAGCCGGUAAUGCCAGCUCCGACUUGGUUACGCUAAUUGUCGAAAAUAACAAUCUCAAGCGCAUGAUUGUGUUACAUAUGAACUUAAUGCAGGAGCAAACCGACAAUAUAGCAGCCAAGGACAAGGAGCUGGAAGAGGAGAGCAGUAACAACGCAGCAUUGCUUUCACAGAAUCAAAAACUAAUAGGCGAUAAUUCAAAUCUGAAAGAAGAGAAUGCAAAACUUGAAGAAGAGAAUGCGAAGCUCGAAGAAGAGAAUGCAAAACUCGAAGAAGCUAUCGAGGAUCUGCGACGACAAUUGCGGCGGAAUAUAAAACGGCCGGUCAAUGCAGAUAAUGAUGACCAUUCACCGCCGACGUCGCAGGCGAGGGUCUUGUGCCAUGUGGAAACCCAAACGAUUAUUGGAAUGUCGAUGGUACAUAUGCCUAACCAAGUACAACCACAUCCCCCACCUCUUCACCUGCAGCAUCAGCAGGAGCUAGAGGAGCCAGAUACAAAACAGAUCGUUCAAUACGAGCAGAAGCUGCAAAUUUUGCCACCGCAGGAACAGCAGCAAAAAGAGUUGCACAAUGAACCACAUUACUUGCAGCCGCUGACUGAUCCACACUUUCAGCUAAGCAAACCGAAGGUUUUGGUCACAUCAGUGGCACAGCUGCCUUCAGUUGCACCGGCGACGAAUGCCUCCCUAAAUACAAGCGAUAGUAAAGUAAGGGGCGAGUUUAAUGGCGGGAAAAAAGUCAGCACUAUAAUUUUGAGACGUGUGAAUCAAGAGUCCAGUCUCAUUUCCACCUCAAAUCACAGUGUGCAUGAUGAACACGCCGAACUGGAUGAUGGGCCGCAGCUUGUAGAUGGGGAGGUGGAGGUGGUUACCGAGACAAUCAUUGGUGCUGAGGAGGAAGUCUCCAGAUGUGGACCAGUCGACGAUGUGGGCGAGGAGGUGGAGUUGGAGGAAGAGACUGCUGAUAAUAAUGAUCACAUUGAAAUACAACCCGUUGAAAUCCCUGUCGAAUCAUCAGACCAAGAGCUGCCUGCUGAGGAGGAGGAGGAACGGCCAUUGGUGCCAGUUAUCAAAAGUGUAGAAGUGAAAAGGAUUGACAUAGAGAGGCCCGCUGAGGAGGAGGAGGAGGAGGAGCGGCCAUUGGUGCCAGUUAUCAAAAGUGUAGAGGUGAAAAGGAUUGACAUGGAGAGGCCCCUAAAUAUAUGGAAUGACGAGUCUUCGCGUUCUAAGUCGCUGUCAAAGUUGGUUUUAACGGACACAAUGCCGGUGGCCCCAGUUAAACGUGGAGUUAGCAACGAUAUCGGACUUAUUUCCAAAAAUCAGGUCACGCCUUCAGCUCAUUCGACACCAAACCACCAGCAAAAGGUGCAACAGAAAAAUUCCGAUGUGAAGAAGUUGGAACCUGUCGCUGUGACUGCUAAUGAGGAUCACGCAGCUACGAAGCGCGUUCAUGGGCACCAUGGCCACCUGAGAUACACUAAAGAUAAAAUCGUUACCGAAGACCAUUUAGAGUAUGCUGAUGAGGGACUGUUACAAACAGAAGAGGUACAAAAUGAAUCCAUUAUCGACGAUCUACAUACGACGAUAGUGAAUAUAUCAGCAGCUUCAGCAGCAGCAGCAGCGUUUAUUGCAGAGUCAAAAAGAAAUGUUGCAGCAUUUCCUAAAAAUAAGCAUAUAACGCAGAAGGUGCAAUCGGAGCCAGCGGUUGGGAAUUAUCUGGUAACAAAACUAACACAAAAGAAGCAAAUGGAACUUUCAAAGAAGCCUCGAGUUGGCCCCCUUUCUAGCAAGCUGAGUUACCAACAACAACAGUCGGAUGCGGUAAAAUCGAAUUGUACAGCGCCAGUGCCAGCGAAUUACACAAAGACCAGUAAGGCGACAGCACAAGAGCCACGGAUACUGAGUAUUGAGGAGCAAACAAAACAGAAAUUGCACAAGCACAUUUAUAAGCAAUUGACCCAAGUGCCGACGUUGCAUCUUAAGAAAUUUCAGAAGGAGAUUAAAAACUCAAACUUGAUAUUUCCACCAGAACCAACAACUCCUGCGGCAGCUUCAACACCAGCGGCUCCAAUUACUCCCGCACCAACGCCAACGACUACGCCCUCAUCUACACCACAACCAACGCCAAUAUCCUCCGCCUCACCGCAAUCGAAAACGGAGGUAACUGGUACAAAAGCAACACCGUUGACACCACAAUCCAUCAGUAGCGUUAGCAGCACCACCAGUAAUAGUCGCCGGACGGUAAACAACUGUACGCCACAUGCCUACACAAAAAUAAAGCCCACCUCUAGAUUCCUCAGUACACCAUAUCUGUAUACGACGCGCGCCUAUGAGGAUCAAGAAGUGCACUGCGAUUUCGAGUUCUUUUUGGAGGAGGCCGAACAGCUGUUUUCUGACAAUCCGCACUUGGAAAUACCCAAAUGGGAGCAGGUUGAGCUACAGCCAACGACAGACAAUAAAGAUAUCGAGCCGCUACUCGACGAUGAUUUUAUUAAACGACACGAGCCGCAUGUGCGGGAUGAGAACAUUCGCAAGAAACGCGAUGCCCGCAGCGUGCGGGACCAAAUAACAUGCGAGAAUCUGCGCAAGCGACACAAUCAGGAUGAAGUGAUAGUGAAGCUCGACCCGCUGCCCAUGUCCACAUUCUAUCCGCUACCCAGCGAUAUAGAGUCAGUUGAGUUUGUUAAUGAUGUGUUUGUCCAGGCAUUUGGCGAGAAUUUGGUGAAUCUUCAGACGCGUACCGACUUUACACUGCCCUGGCUGGACGAGACGAAUGCCAAGACCGCCAUUGCGACUGCCAAGGCGCGUGCCAUGCCGGUGGCCACACUGUCCAGCAAAAAGUUACGAACGACCGCCGCUGAAGCGAGGCAUCAAGAGAUGAAUUCCUCGUUUGUGUUCCUAAAGCGACGCAAGCAGCAGCGGCGCCAGCGUUAACGAAGCCCAUAGGCAGUGUAAAAAGGAGCAUUGAGUGGCGUGCCAAAGGUUCAUAUAAAUGACGACGUUGCUUAUUGAAUGCUGAUUUUGUUUUUAUUUUUUGUCUUUUUUUUUAAUUAACCACCUUUUUUAAGAUAUAACAGUCUUUAGUCCUUAUGUAGAAAGUUAACAAUAAACUAAGGAAAUAUUUUAGUUAGCUGUAUUUCCGAAAAUAUUUUUUUUUUUUUCAAAUUUACCUUAGAAUGAAACCAAUGUCCACAUCGGAUUAUCUCAGCAUUAACACAAUAAUCGCGACAAACCGUGAUAACCAAAAUAUAACUUAUGGAUGCAGAUACAGCUCGUAGCGACCAUAAAAAUUGGGCUGUUUUGGCAAACAAAAUGAAAUUUUUAGACUUAUUUUUAGCGGAAUGCUGAAAACUUUAAUUUUGUUGUAUAAUUUAUUAAAGCAACCCAUACUUAUUAUAAACAAUUUAUGUAACUAAUUUUUUUUUUUGCAAUAUCAUUUAUGUACGUUUGUGUGGGUCCUAGGGCCGAGUUGGUACUCAGGUAUAUUGUCCGUGCGCUUGGGACCUUAUGUUCUCUUCUUUUUUCGUUUCCUUAGGGAGCCAGUGUAAUAAUGUAAAAAUUGUAGUCUUGAGUGUGUGCAGAGAGCGUAUGCUUUGGUAUGCCAACGAAGUUGAAUAUGUAGCUUUUCUUUAGUUUCUAUUGUCUGUUUUAUUUUGUACCAAAAAAAAGAAGAAAAUAUUAAGAUUAACUACGAAAUAAAUAAACUCGAUUUUUCAAACUAAA